Toxotes jaculatrix (banded archerfish) is the source of this 3493-nucleotide messenger RNA. RefSeq lists its product as uncharacterized. Gene Ontology annotation, cellular component: meiotic nuclear membrane microtubule tethering complex; membrane; nuclear envelope. NCBI's taxonomy places the organism in Eukaryota, Metazoa, Chordata, Actinopteri, Toxotidae. Bases 237 to 1919 code for a protein of 560 amino acids. The record is from RefSeq and is a predicted model, not a curated record. The transcript has 12 exons.
GUGCAGAGGGGGCGUGGUUUGUGAACUACCUGCAGCAGGUGUGUUCGGGUUCCCAGCUGCUCCUCAGUCGCAGUGUUUCCCGCUGCGGGUGCGUUUGAUUCUCAGCCCCGAUCGGCCGGUCAGAACCUCAGACCUCACCUGAGCCACCGGAAGUGAGCUGUGUUUUCUCCAGCGGCUCGAACUCAUUUUCUCUUCCACCGAGAUGAGCUGCCCCACCGGCGGGUAAAUGUAACGUGAUGUCAGGAGGCGCGGGGUCAGAGUGCCGUGCUCACGUCGUCCCUGCCGCUGGAGGAAGUGAGGUUUCUCCUGGAGAGGAAGUGGAGGACAUGGAGCUGUUCCUGAAUCUGUCGGAGUCUCCACUGGAGCUGAGCGGGGAGGACACAAAGCGAGUGGACGGAGACCUGCAGGGAUGUGGACAGUUGGAGACGAGGUGGGUCCUCUGGCGCGAGUUUAUGGAGGAACACGCCCACCUGGACAUUUGGCUGCGAUUGGCCGAACAGGCCGUCGGCUCCCCGAACUCCACCUGCGUUACCUACGCUACCGCCAAGGAGGAACUGAGGAAGUUUGAGAGGCUGCGCCGCGAGGCCGGAUCUCGGCUCGUCCGGCUGGACGGUCUGACCCGGAGGAAUCAAACGCUGACUCUGCUGUUUCUGGGCGCCGCGCGGGCUCGGCUGCUGGCGUCGGCUAGGGAGUGCGGGCGGCGCUGGGACGACGUGAACGCCAAACUGGAGUCCAUCAUAGCACGACUGAAGCUCUUUGUCUCAGAGUGGGAGGGAUUUGAGGCACAGAGGGAGGAGCUGGCUCUCUGGUUGGCUGACCUGGAUGUCCGUCUGACUGAGGUGGAUCACCUGGAUGGAAACACCUGUGAAAAGCUGAGACACCUGCAGUCCUUCCAGAAGUGUGUGUGCGUGAGCUCGGGUCGUGUGAACGCCCUCCUUCAGCGCAGCGAGAUGUUGAUCCCACGCUGUGAGCCAGCAGACGCUCAGCGGAUAGAGAGCCGCCUGCUGGAGCUGCUGCGCUACUGCAGCCACGUCUACAACAACAUCGCACGAACACACACACGGCUGCUCAGCAUGAGGCUGGUGUUUGAGGAGGACUGGACUCUGUCUCAGGCCACAGACUCUGGUUGUCCUUCGGAGACUCUGUUAGAGGACGAGGGAGCGCUUGAUAAGGCUUACCUGGACCUCCCUGCAGUUUCCAACCGUCCUAAAGAUUUCAGCCAAUCAGCUAACUCCACCCAGGCCUUCACCUCACACCUGCCUUCACUUGUGCACCGUCCUCCUUCUCCAUCCUCUCCUACCCAUGAGCACCUGGGGUUGGAGUGGGACCCCUCAGUUGAUAUCGGGCGCUCUGUUUCCUGUGACGACGGCGACUCAUCGUAUUUCAGUGCCUGCGCAGGACUGUGUCACAGAGAUGACCUGAACAGGUGGAGCUGCCUCAGGCCCCUCAGCUCUCAGACUGACAUCAGCAGUGACAUUACAAACCAGGAAGUGGGCUGGGAGAAGAGGCUGGACGGGGACCGGCGGGGGACCUCAACUCCGGACAGACAGGACUUUGAUACAGUCAGCUUUGAUGGCGGGCGAGUGAGGGCGUGGCUGGGAGUCCAGAUCCCAGCCCCUCCAGAGAGGACGACUUCCUGUUCCAAGGCUGUGCAGACUGAUAGAGAGGCUGAAGAGGAGCCGUCCUGCUGUGAAGAUGCUGAGCGUCCUCUCUCUGGACAAAGUGUAACCUCCAGCGGAGCCUCCUCCUCCUCCUCCCCGUGCUCCCCAGCCCUCCUCUGCCUCCUCCUGGCUGCAGCUCUGGCCCUGCUGGCCUGUCUGAUCUGGGUCGUCCCAGAGUCAGCGUGCCAUUGUAGCAGCGGGAUGCCACGUAACUUCCACCUGACACUGAGAUACGUCAACGGGCCCCCGCCUACCUGAAAACCACCCAGAGACUCAGACAGAGUUUGGACGAAGCACUCUCCUCAGACUCUACGGGACAGAGGUUUGACAUCAUGUCCUGUUAAAAAUGUGUUCAUUUCAAUGAACCCACACGUCCAAGCUCAAACAUCACAAACCCGACAGGAAGCUGCAAGAAGAAGAUGAAGAUGAAGAAGAUGAAGAAGAAGAUGGAGAAGAUGGAGAAGAUGGAGAAGAUGGAGAAGAUGAAGAAGAUGAAGAAGAUGAAGAAGAUGAAGAAGACCUCUGUUAAACUUCCACUGCAGCACUUUGGCUUUUUCAGCCCAUUGUCCACUGUUCGUUUCCAACAUCAUCCAUGUGCCCGACUACAAACUGAGCUCACAGCUUGAAGUCAGGCUGCUGUGUCGGUGCUGUAGCACGGGGCAUUAGUUCAUGGUUUUAAUCUACAUGCUAACUCACCACAGCUGCUCCAGUAGGCAGACAUGUCCACACGUGCAGGACGUGUUCAGUCUGUCUGCAGAUGUGGGAGGAUGAUGAUCUGGAGAAAGGUCAGCUGGGAUCUGAUGCAUGUUAAAGAGGCUCGGUGUGCAGUGACCUUUGACCCUUUCCUUCUGAGGAAUUCUAACUGAUUUUCUUGCUGUCGACUUUGUCGUGUCACAGCUUAAAGAAGAUACUGCCUGAUUUAUUAUUUUGUGCUUUAAGUGACUGAAGAGUUUAGUUGAGCCUCCGUCACAGCUGGAUUCACAGGAGGCAGGUCAUCAUUUCCUUCUCCGAUAAAAUAAUGUGUCAGAACUGCAUGCGUGAGGGGAAGAUGUCAGUCCAUGAUGAUGAUGAUGAUGAUGAUGAUGAUGAUGAUGAUGAUGAAGAAGAAGAGGACAUAUGUUUUAAGGCUUUAAAGAUGUUUGACAAAAUAACUAGCUUAUUUCCAGAGUGUUAUGUCUCAGUGUAUUUUGUCUGUAUUUCUCAUUUCCAGUGGGACGACUGAAGAUUCACAGACUCUGUGGAACAAUGACUCAUCAUAUAAUCGCAUUUUUCUAACCAAAAUAUUUUCAUUUCUAUUCUGAAUAAUUUUCAAUCUGUGUUAAAUCUGGAGUUCAGUACAGCCUGGAACGGAAAGUUUGUUAAAACCGUCCACUGUCCUUCCCUGACAGAUCUCGCUGCCACGCACAGACAUUGUAGAAACAAGAAGAGUAGAAACACUGGUACUGAACUUUAAAAAAAAAGUCAUCACUGAACAUUUUGCAGAACUGAACUAUCGUCCAUGGUCUUGUCUCGCUGCAGGUUCGGACCCACAGUUUUUUUCUGGUUCAUCUAAAAUCUUUUUUUGUUUUUUUUGUUGAAACAUUUUCAGCUGAGGUCAAAGUUCACAUGCAAGCUUCAUGUGGACACGGAGUGAUGGAACUUUCCUCGGUUUGACUCAGUAAAUGUGGUGGAAUCCAAAUUCUGAAGCUAAAUCUCUGUUCGUUUUGGUAAAACUUUAGAAUAACGAUCCUUUAUAAGACAUUUAUAAGCUAUUAGUAGAUUAUAAAACCAUUUAUAUCUAAAUUUGUACAUUUAUACAUGAUUUAGACAUUAUUAAAAAUGCUGGGUCAACA